This is a messenger RNA of Aureobasidium melanogenum CBS 110374, 1377 nucleotides long. RefSeq names its product putative nonspecific lipid-transfer protein, mitochondrial precursor. Bases 1 to 1377 code for a protein of 458 amino acids. Lineage: Eukaryota; Fungi; Ascomycota; Dothideomycetes; Dothideales; Saccotheciaceae. Gene Ontology annotation, molecular function: acyltransferase activity, transferring groups other than amino-acyl groups. The transcript has a single exon. The record is from RefSeq and is a predicted model, not a curated record.
AUGGGCAAGAAAACAAAGGCACCAUGUUACGUCCUCGGCGUUGGCAUGACCAAGUUCAUCAAGCCUAGGGGCAAGGUCGACUACACAGAACUAGGCUUCGAGGCCGGUGUCAAGGCAAUGCUGGAUGCUCAAAUCAACUAUGAUGAUGUUGAGCAAGGCAUAGCCUGCUACUGCUACGGCGACAGUACUUGUGGUCAGCGUGUCUUUUACCAGUUCGGCAUGACACAAAUUCCCAUCUACAAUGUCAACAACAACUGCAGCACUGGUUCAACAGGACUUAAUCUUGGCCGUACUAUGGUUGCAAACGGAGCUUCCGAUUGUGUCUUGGUUGUCGGAUUCGAGAAGAUGUUCCCAGGCUCUCUGCAGAGUUUCUUCCAGGACCGAACUAACCCUACCGGCACAACUGUGGACAUGAUGAAGGCAACCAGAGGCAUCACCAGUGCUCCCGGAGCUGCCCAAAUGUUCGGCAACGCUGGAAGAGAGUACAUGGAAAAGUACGGGGCAAAGAAGGAAGACUUUGCAGAGAUUGCAAGAGUCAAUCACGAACACUCCAAGCGUAACCCCUACUCGCAAUUCCAGGAUGAAUACACUCUGCAGCAAGUCAUGGAUGCUCCAUCUAUCCAUGAACCUCUGACAAAACUUCAAUGCUGUCCGACUUCAGAUGGAGGUGCCGCUGCAGUCCUGGUGUCUGAGGAUUUCUUGAAUGCUAGACCACAUCUCAGAGAGCAGGCAGUCCUCAUCGCUGGUCAGUGUCUUGCCACUGAUGCAACCUCUCUGUUCUCGCGCAGCAGCAUCGACUUGAUGGGCUAUGAGAUGACAAAGAAUGCGGCCAAGACGGCUCUGGCCGAAGCAGGUGUUUCUGUGAAGGAUAUCAAGGUCUGCGAACUUCAUGACUGCUUCUCAGCCAAUGAGAUGAUUGUUAUCGAUGCACUAGGGCUGAGCGAGCACGGCAAGGCACAUGAAAUGGUGCGCAAAGGAGACAUUACCUACGGCGGAAAGAUGGUCAUCAACCCUUCAGGAGGGCUCAUCUCUAAAGGCCAUCCACUUGGUGCAACAGGCAUUGCACAAUGCGCAGAGCUUGUCUGGCAUCUGCGUGGCUGGGCCAACAACCGACUAGUCAAGGGCACUACGGCAGCGCUACAACACAACCUUGGCCUGGGUGGUGCUGUUGUGGUUACGGUGUACAAGAGAGCGGACGGCAAGGCAAGUGAGUCUGUGGACUCGCAGACAGUCGGACAGAAGAACGGACUCGGGUACAACCCUGCAGUUGAGGCCAAGGGUUUCAGCAAGAGCCAGGUGAAUCAAGUCCGCAGCAAGCAGCACAGAAGUGAUUGGGCGCUAGCAGACACUGAGCGCAAGGUGGAAGCGCGAUUCUGA